GAGAGCGGUGCGACCACCGAGGAUGUGCUUGGCGUAUUGUCGGGCAACAGCCUGGGCGUCAUCCAGCGCAAGCUUGAAGGAAUCCGCAUAGCGAAGACCGCCGCAAGCGUCGCUCCGACAUCGACUGCGAACCGCUUCCGGACCGAGGUGGCAGCUGCACCGGUGUGGUGGCACGCUGGCAUUGCAUUGGGCGAAGCCGACUACGGGGCGACGCUGGGAGUCGAGUUGACGCUGCAGCCGACUGCCGCCACUCUGGUUUCGCACGUCGCGGGGAGGCUCACCGUCGAGCUGAGUCCCGUUACCGGAUUUGAGCUUGACGUGGUGGGCCACUUGCAAGCGGCCAUACAGCUGGCAAUGCAGCACUGCUGUGGCCGCAGCUUGCACUUGGGCCAGAUUGGCAUUAGUUUGGAGGAUUACACGCUCCGAACGCUUGGCCAGGAUCCUAGCUCUGAUCGUGUAACCGAGCACCCAGAUGGGCUGUGGACCACUGUAGUGUUCCAUUACGCGGUGCCCUUUGUGAAUGACGCGCUUUACUGGUAUGCCCAGAGGCAGGGACGUCUGGUCACAACGCUGCGCCACGGUUUUAAGCUCGCGGCGGCGCGAGUGAAUCAGAACGGUCCGCAGAAGGUUCGCUACCGAAAUGUUUUUGCCGUGCGGCGAUCUUCAAGUGUUAGCACACCUAGGAGCGAUCUCCGCGUGCGGCAGUACAUCGAAGCAGCAUUCAGCUUCGCUUUAGGCAAGGGCGACUAUGCGACCUCCGGCACGUGGCUUUCGACGACCCUGCGGGACUCACUUGCAAGCACCGUCGCGGCCGUUGGUAGCCGAAGCUUCACGCAGAUGGAAAAGGCAUUCACCACUGUGGCCGCAGCAGCAACGGAGCUUUCCCCCACGUCCGGAGAUUCAUCCUCCAGCACCUCAAAGGUCGUGGUUCUGACGGACUCUACUUCGGCCACUCUGGCUAAGGUGUCUGCCGCCGGGUGGAGCGUGGACCCCGUGCCGCGGUUUCCCGGUAGCGUUAAAUUGUCUAUGAAGAAGGAACGCUCCGCGGAUAAGACGGCGUGCCUGACCACUUCCGGGGGUCUAGCUCUCGCCAAGUGGCCGGAUUCGCUCGAUGACCAGGUCGCCGAGGUGACGGCCGGCGGCAUCAGUAAGACUUUCUCCUCUUUCACACAAGUUGUUGUGAAAUUUGGAAACUGCGACGAGGUGUUCACCAAGAAUGAGGCGCUGACCACGAGCGCCACUGAGGGCUUCGACUUGGUUGGCUCCGUGGUGCUGUCUGUAGAUGGCAUCAUCAAGAGCUUUGCCAGACCGGGUGAAACGAAGACCGUGACACUGCUAGUUCAUCCCAAUGCACGCGUGCAGGUGUACAACGAUGCUGGCCGGCAUCGCGAUAGUGGCGUCAUCGUGUUGCACCGGAUCGAGGAGAAGCCAGUAGCUGUCACGAAGCGGGGCAACACCUGCUCGAACCAGUGUAGCUCGUGGAGCUGCGACAAACUUGUGGCCACACCUCUCUAUCCGGACUCGCGGAUUCCGAAGUUCAGCCUGUUUAGCGCUGGCGGUUCGGCGCCACAGACGAGGUACCCGGCAAAGGGCCAGAAUUCGCCCGACGUUGGCGUGUACAAGUGGUCCGCAAGCGCGCUGUCUGGCUACCUGCUGCUCAUGGGCACAGACGACGCGGAGACGGGCUUCUCGACCACCACGUACGCGGGCUCUAGCGGAGCUGUCAUCUCGAGAGCAACGGGUGGCAAGAGUGGCGCCUGCUGUCCGCGCUUUGCGCAAUUCUGCCGUCCUGCCGGUAGCUGGCACGUGGAGAUUCAGCCGGAGUGGCGGGAUCCCAGUGGCAACGGGGACGGAGCGCAUCUCAGCGGCCUCUGCGAUCAGUUCCGCUACUGCGUAGGAUUUCAAGUGAAGCACGAUAAUGCCGACGGUUCUCUCCUCGGGCAGUUGUUCUUUGACGCGGACCCGCGGAGUGCGGAUGGAAAGCCGCUUGAAGUGGAGCAAGGUGUCAAGUUCCCAGGGGUGAAAAAAUUCGAAUACGACACUUUUCCCUACUGGUUACCGGGGAAAUUCCGAGCAGCGAACGGCACGUUCGGCAUUGGGCAGGUUCUGACCGCGGAAUCCAACUCGUAUACCUGUUUCAAGAAGCAGAUAACAGAAGCGUAUACGGGCUUCAAGAAUCGACUCCACACAAACCAGUUCAAGGAGCCCGGCGUGAACAUGUGGCCGAAAGCGGGGUACUCGAUGCCGUACGGCGGCCCCGUCUUGAAGCCGGAGGUCGCACGCUUCGCUAAAAAAGCCGACGGUAGUCCUGCAAGCAUCGCGCUGGACACGGUCCGCGUGAGCAGCACCCGCAACGAUAACUACUACGAAAGCACAUACGCGAAUGGGCAGGUGGGCAGCCACUACGAGAAGUACAACGGAGCGGAUGGAGCCAAGGGAGAGCAUAUCGGAUGUUACACUGAUGAAUCCGGGAACUUCAAUGCGGAUCCGUGGGUGGGUCUCUGGGGAGCAGCGAUCAACGCCGACUCAGAUCCCUUCGCGUGUGCACAACUGUGUCAGAAAGCUGACGCGGCCAACAAGUACUUCGCCAUUGGAGGCUCCUGGAGGGGAAGAGGCUGCUACUGCGCUAAGGAUGAAUCCUGGAAGAGAACGCGGAUGUACGAUAAUGAGUGCAGUGAUAAUUGCGGAGGUAGUGUUUUUGCAGCGCAGUUCAACGACGAUAUCAGUGGCUCUGGAGGAAGAUUUGACUCAAGUGUUCUCGAGAAAUUCGGCGGCUAUUAUGUCUGCGGUGGCUCUUACAAUAAGGUUCUCUCUGUAUUCAAACUUUUACCUGCUGGCGCGCCUGCUACGCAGGUUCGUCAUGGUGCGUGCGCCAUGCCGAAACCAGGUGCGAGGGGCGAGUCGUCCUCCACUGUCGUGCCCAUGUUCUACAAAAAGUCCUUUCCCGUGGCCGAAGUCCACAAGUGCUUUGAAGCCUGCGACCACUACACGUUCUUCUACUGCAAGGGGGUGACGAUCAAAAGUGGUUUCGUCAAUGAGCACGACCCUGCUAUUGCGACGUACGACAGCGCCCACCCUGACAAGUUAGCGACUGGCUGGGAUAAUUACGUGCGCUGCUACGUGCAUUUCAACGCCGGUCUUCACCGCGACAAGCCGUUCUUCGACAGUAGCUGGGGAGGCAGCAGGGAUGACGCGGCGGAGCCAGAGUUCGCUGGGCUUCUCACGGAUGGCGGAACCGCCACGAAGGCGGCCCACAAUCCAACCCCGGCGGAGGGCGGACCUGCGAUGUGCUUUUUGCGGCGAGAGGAAGCAGGAUCGACCGCAAAGGCGAAGAUGGAUGGGUCGCUGCAAAAAGGCGAGACCUGCGACAGCGGCGAGUGGUACACGCUCCAAACAGGACAGGACGGCGUCGGCAGCGCCACAGAAGACGACUGUAAGGCGCUAUGCCUUGGCGCGUACCUACAAAUGAGCAAGAGCUGCGAGGCUUACGGCUUCGACAUCUCGACGAACACGUGCCACCUCUUCGUUGGGAGUGCGGCCAGCUUCACAGGCAAGCUGUUCGCGCCAGUGGACUCUGACGUGAACUUGGAGACGGACCUGUCAACCGCCGCGACAAGGGUGCUGCCAGCCGCGGCGCUUGCAAAGUUCACCGAGACGUGGGGAAAGACCUUCGCAGACCCCACGUGCACCACCUCGGACUGCUUCCAAGCGAAGGGGGCAAUGGAUCCGGCAACGCUGGGUAUGAGCGUUGCGACGCGCGUGGACUUUCCCGCACCUGUGUGGAACGACGAAGUCCUUCCCCUUGGAGGCUCCUCGCCAGUGAACAUGGAAUCGACCAGGGGCAACCCGCACACCAUUGGUACGCAGUACUUGGCGCGUGGCGGACACACCUUCCUAGAGGCGCGGUUCAAGAUGAACCCCGGUGGCACAGGGGUGCUGGCUGCAGCGCUGGAGGCGCAGCUGGAAGAAGCAGUGCGUGGGGCAGUGCUUCGAGUGCUCUUGUCAAAUGUGGGUCAAAUGACCGAUGUGGGAGGCUCUAAUGCACGUGAUCGUGGCACGACGGUUGCGGCAAAUCGACUCUCUCUCGAUUACUUCGUCGCGGGCGGGGCAUUCAAGAGUUGGGCAUCCGGGCAGCAAACGGCAGCGUAUCGUAAGGUGGAAACGGACACUCUCUCUGCGCACCGCGUGUCGGUUAUUCUUGGGGAGCCGCUGGAGGGCCGCGAGUAUCCCGAGAGGCCGGUGAUCCUCGGCGUUCAUCUGCGCGAUGCGGGGCUUGGCAGUGUAGCCACCGGUGUCCUAGCAGUGCUGAAUGCCGGCGACUUCCCAGCAAAGCUGGCUGCUGCGCUGGUGGAGCAAGCUGCUGGCACAGCCAUCGCGAGCACGCUUGUUGCGAAGCGCGGGCCGGGCGAGGUCGUGCCCCCACUGAUGGAGCGUUACAUCUCCGGCGAAGCGGCGGCUUACGUGGUGUCGCAUGCGGAGCAGAGCAGCGCGGAAUUCCGAGUGGCUUUGCCCGCUUCCGAGGUCGCUGCCGCUGCAUCUGACGCAGCACUGCUGCACAAAGUUCGCGCCAAGUUCGCUAACGGCAACUGGAUAUCAAAGGCUGUCGUGGGUGCGCUCAACUUGCAGCUGGGCUUGGGUCUGCGCGGGGAACAGGUCGCCACUUCGAUUUUCAAGGCAGAGAUCGUGUCUGGUGCUGCGGUGCCGAGCGGCACGGAGCUGCUUGUGCGGUUUGCAUUCGCUAUCCCGCUCGGAAGCGACAGUCUUCGGUCGUGGAUCUCAAAGACGGGUGGUUCAAAGUCUGGCUCAGUGGCCUCGGCUUUCGACAAGCAGCUGGCCGACUUGUCGGGCUAUGCCACCGGCUCCUCUGGCCUCGCCUUGCUUGGCGACGUGAAGCAGACCCACUAUCUGGACACCAGACUGGAAGCUACCCUGAAGCUCAAUGGCGCUGUGCCUUCUACAGUUACUUCUACGACAACGGGCGGUGGAGCUCCUGCCGUUCCCUUGGGUGAUCCUGCAAGUGCGAUAUCGAGCAAGUCCGAGUUACAUACCGGGUCCGACUACAUUAUACGCCAAAUGAAUGGGGAUAACAAAGACCCUUGUGACGACUGCUGGUGCACCUGUCAGGAGAUGGGCUCCAACUGCUGCCACAGCGAAGGGAAAGGAAUGACACUGCAAUGCGUAUCCGGGACCGACGUGUCCGCUGCUACGAAGUUCACGUGGAAAAGCUAUGCGAAUCCCGCGGAUUCGAGCAUGGUAGGCGAAGGAUUUGCCUGCCCAAGGGGUUCCAACUACCCAGAUGACGGAUUCCCGGACUACUAUUUAUGCCUAUAAUAUCUUCUCUUUACAUUGAUUAUUUGCAACUCCGAGGAAAAUUCGUAAUCGAAAGCAAAGGCUUCGCGUUUUCGUGAUCAUUUGGAUGCUGUGUAGUUACAUUCAUUGUCGCCAGAAUAGUUUCGAAACUUAUAAAUAGAUUCUUUUUCAUCGGACGAUAGUACACAGUACUCUUGGUUGUUGGGGAAAACCACAUCCAGAGUACUUAUCAGAGUGAUUCUGUGCCAUGUCUGUGUUAUUUGGCUCAUUACGCCACUUUCUAAGCUGGAUGUCCAAAUACGGAAGCAGAGCGUACUUUCGGCCCCCGAAGUGGAAUUGGGAUGGGCGUCGGCCGGUUCCGGGCGACCUUAUCGAGGUUGAGAAGGAUUAUCCUAGCACACCAAUGAAAUUUUAUUGGGCGACUGCUGUGGAGUGCACGGCGCCGUGCGACAAUAAGCAUCUUGCCCACGUGCUCUACAAAGACCCAACUGGAUCGGAUACUCACGCCGCUGUAGGAUCCUCUGUGAGAGGUGCAAGUACAGUAUAUGCUACAGGGUUUCCACAUCCUGGGACGACGGUUGACGGCCUUCCGAUCAACGGCGGAAGCGCCCAUGAGUAUAAACAUAAUAACUACGCAGGCUUUGCCAUCUAUACCGCUUCGGAACCACCGACCACCACGACUACGACCUCCACCAAGGCCCCGACGAUGUUUGACUUCCCUGCUUUUGUCGGGCACUACGCAGCUGACGUUUUGGCCAGCGAGGUGCAACAGGGUAACCUGAGUUUUGCGCUCCACAAGCCUCUUGCCUUUUCCUCACUUACCACGGCCGGAUCGCUCUUCUCGCGCGUGGCUACGGCAGCAGCCAGCAUCGCCUUUAGUUCGCGCAACGACGUGACGGAUGUGCCCGGCUCGCUUUCGCGCACCGUUAACGGCACGGCGGAGGCCUAUGCGAUUACGCGAGACCAGGUGUUCCACGCGAACUCGAUGCUGUACACGGUGCGCUCACUGUCGAUGACAAAAGACGCCGGCGACAGCGGGUUCGGCGAGUACAAUGUGAGUGCGUCUCUGAUCUUUCCGUUCACGUGGUCCGAAACCGACGCCGCGCCAGAUUUCUUUGCGGGGGCAGAACCGUGGAUCAACCGCCACUUUCCCUCCAGCAAUGCGGGCACCGAUCCUAGCAGCGUUGGCAGGGACAUGACAGCGCGUUGGAAAGAGGCGGUGAACGACAUCCUCGCUGGCACAGAGGACAGCGAAACCACUAGUACAGACGUGAAUCGUUCAAGCUUGGUGAGUGCACUUUGGACACCCUUUCCCGUAGACAAAACGGACAUGCACGCACUCGAGGCGGCGGGCAACGAGGCCGCGAAGCUGGCGCAGUGGUCGGUGGCUGCGCCGUCGCUGGACAUGUCGUUGGCCACUCGGCCGCGCGGCAGUUUCCUGGACUUUCCGUUUGAAGUCACCGUGUUCCAUUCCGUGACACGGUAUUACGGUGACGAGGAAGUGCGACACGUGAUUCGGGAGGCCGCUUUCACGCUGGUAAUGGAUCGGCUCGUCGCGAGUGUACCCAGACUCGAUGUUGACCCUGUAAGGAAGAAGUCGCUGCAAGACUUUCUUACGAAGCUGCAGGCGCAGAGAGUGGGGCGAGAAAGCGCGUCAGUGGUGGUGGACAAGCUGGCCGUUUCGUCUACUGCCCGGCCGGUCCUGGCGGAGGAUCAGAAGAAGACCCUGCCUGUUUUCAGUAUCGAGCCGCUUUUUGCGGACACCGCGGAACGACACGACGAGCCUGCGCAUAUGCGCGCAGCAGGAACGGUGUCGGGAGGUGGUGCGGGAUUGUGGAUCACCCGACCGAAAAUCAAUCUUGUAGUGCAGCUUUCGGAGGCCGACUCGUUUGUCAUGGCGCAGGUGCACAACGUGUUCCAAGACGCGGUCGCCUUUACUGCGAAACUCAACGACGCGGCUGAGAGCUUCCUGGCGCUCAGGGCGACGGACGCACCCGCGAGCCAGGUGUUUGCCGACGUGACCUUCUUGGACCGCACUACGCUUCUGGCUGCUUCCGACACCAUCUCGGCCCUCAGCACUGUUAGACUGCCUGUUGUACUCGAGGUGAGUGUAAACGACGCGAUUCCGGUGGUAGGUGUAAAGGCUUCCGAGAGCUUCAACGUAAGUGUGGAGGUGCCGGUAACGUGCGCGACCUACGAAUGCCCCCCAGGUGUUGCGCACAAGCGCGACUGGGAUUGCCCCGCCUCCGGUUGUUCGUUCGGCGCUUGUUGUGUUCGCAUGUCGGAUACGGAUGUUAUGGAUGCUCUGCGCGAGCAGCUCACUGCCGCACUCGGGAUUGCGGGAUCUCCGUCUCUCAGCCCUGCGCUGGUCUCGGUGCGCCCGAGCAUGCAGGCCGUCUCCCCCUCUUUUGCCAAGAAGUUGUACGACGUUUUCGUGCCGCUGGAUUUGGCGGGUCGGUUGGAUGAUAACACGGCGGACGGAAGAAAAAGGCUCGGCUUCCUGAAGAGUGCGGAAAUGCAGGCGCUUCUGCGUGACGGCAUCGGGCCGACGGCGGGAUCAGUUGUCUUCCGCGACGCUCCUCUGGUGCAGGAGGAUUCCAUUGCGGUGUCUUACACACUGAAUCCGACACCAGCGCCGCCGGUGCCGGACGCAGUGCAGUCUUUGCAGAAAGUUUUCGGAAGCGUUUUUUCGUCUCUGCGAGAUGGCGUAUCCUUUCCAAGGUCCGAGAUCGUCGUGCGGGAGCUGAGCGCGGCAGCCUUCAGCCUUGCAGCGCCCAGUCGCAAAACGUCGGGCCUGUCCGACCAGUUCGUGAUGGACACCCUCGUGGACACUGAUACCCUGGCGCGAGCGGUCACGCCGCGUCUCGAGGGCAUGGGGGUGAGCCUUGCGAAUGCCUUCCCGCCGCCAAACGACACGAUGGUCGUGAGAAAGCUGCCCUCAGUGUCAAGGCCCCUGCGCUCCGGAACAGCGUACAGCGCCGCGCCGGUCUUUGUGCAGAGUGCGGCUCUGUCGCUGGACUUGCUGCUCGGCGGGCAGCGGUCAGGCAUCGCGGAUAUUCCAGACGCGACUCGUCGGAAGUUUGGUCUCACCGACCGCACGCAAGAGUCCGCUCUUGUGGCAGAAGUGGAAGCGGCUGCGCGAGACGCAAUUGCGACUUGCUUGGCGAGCGAGGGCGUGGGUGCAGAAAACACCACUCGCCACGUGCCAUUGGUCAGCGUACAGCUGGAGGCGUCAUCGUCCGUCGAACAUUUUUUUCCGGCAGCGGUGGCGAAAGCGCUGCGAUUGACCGCUGUGGUCGAAGUGGAAGAGUCUGUUCCACUCGUUAUGGAGAUGUUGUCCGCUGCGACUGCGCCGUCGCAGUGUUUCUCGGACAGUCUGGAGAGCAAAUUCAGGGUCGCACCAGGAACGAACGACACGGUCGCGGGAACUACGAACGAAACGGUUUUCAAGGUCGUCUUUGCAAGCGGAACUGCUGCGACGCCGGCUGCUGGCGUUUUGCCCACUGUGCAUGGUCGCGGUGAGCUUCGCAACGUCUCCGCGACCGUGAGUGAAGCGCUUUCGCGUGGGGACAUCCAAUGGAUGCGCAGCGCCGUGGCUGACAGUAUAACUGGCUCGACGGGUGGCACGCGCCUCGAGGAAAGCUUUGUCUCUGUAAGUCUGUUGCCGCAGCUGGCCUCGGGAAACAGAGACUCGCACUUUUUCGAGUUCACAGUGCCUGCGGGCGGUGCGCGAGCAGAGCACUUGCUGAAGUCGCAUCCACCCACUGCGUUCUCUUUCGCGUUGCAGCACAGCCUGCGUAAUGCGUUAGAGCAGGCGAAUUUGGAGCCGGCCUCACUGAUUGAAGUCAAAAUCGGUAGUAUUGCGGGCGGCCCCGCCGAUACGCGCUACGCCACGGGGCUAGUGACAGUGGAUGCUGUGGACUACGGUGAUUUCGCUGUGUCACAGGCUUUGCGCUCAGCAGUAGGUAAAAGCCUGCGACGGCAGGGGCGCAAGCUUGUCUCGGUGGUUCCUCCACUGUUCUAUCCGAGUGUCGGGGCGGAAGAGUUUGAUCCCUACCGACCGGAGAAGGUAUUUGUGACUCGCCUGCGAGCGCCGUCCGGCACAACGCAGACCUCCACGGACUACCUCUUCGCAGUGCCACUUGCUCUUCAGGAGCGCAACCCGGGCACGGCGACGCCCUCCAGCACCAACGGAACGGAGGAGUCUUUUGCCCUUGUGGCGCAAGCUGACGCCUCCUUUGCACUGGAGACGCGGCAAGACGCGCUGGUGCAAGAUUUCGCUGGUGCGACUUUUGUUGCCGAUCUGCGGCAGUCCCUACCCGUUGGCAAGAGCGGCGCCACAGUGCCGGCAACGGCACGCACAAGCCGGGUUGAGCUGCGAGAGCUGGCACCGAUGAAAAACAACGCCGGCGCAGCCACGCAGCAGCCAGUGCUGAAGCAGGAGCCCGUUUUUCUGCAACUACAGUUCAAAUUGCAAGUGCGCAUCAUCGAUGAUGCGCUCUUUCGGAGAACAGGAGCGCGGCGAGCUCUAGAUCAAGUACUCGCUGCCCGCUUUCGCACGUCCUUUCUGGAGGCGCUGGAGGUGGCGGCCUGGUCGUCGCUCAGCGGUGGCCUUCCGGACCUUGUUGUGGGGGUGCUCCUGAGGCCUUCCUUCAAGCUGAAGAGCGAAUCGCGCGAGUUUUUCGUCACGGUGCAGAUUCCGGGUGGGGUCACCCCACAGACACUGCAAGAGCUGACGGCGGUUCUGUCGCAGACCACAGAUACCAACGAUGACGCGGUAGUUCCGCGUGUGCAGGCGAAGCGCACGCGCUUCCUCAAACUCUUAUCCGCCAAGAUGGCGUCCUUUACCGCCGGAGACACAGGGUCUGCACGAGGCGACCUGGUCUACGAAAAGAGCUACAGCAUGCACGAUGAUGUCACGGCGGACGGCUGGAACGUAGAGGCCCUGGAGCUGAACAGAAAGGAGUCUGGAAGCAGUCUUGUUGAUGGCAGCGGCCUCUUCACGCGAAACAAGGCUGACGCGAACAACCCGUGCAGCGCUGAUGCUUACGGGGUUUACCAAAGCCAGGAGCUCAUCCACAGUGGCCUCUCAUCAAACCUGAAAGGUUGGGACAUGCAGCGUCUCAUCAACGCAGGCUCAAAGGAGAACGAGCCUCGGCCACCGAAGAUGCGGGGAACUCAAAAUUUGUCGUUGGAGAAGUACGCGAGGCUGGCUGACGGUCACGCCGUCGACUACAUUGAGCUUACGUACGGCGUGUGCAGCAACCACGCAAGCAACGGUGUGGAAUUGAGCGUCAGCGACAACGCAUUCGGUCCGUGGGAGGCCAUAACCGUGACGGGCUUCGAUGGAAACCCCACGACCAGGCUGAAGCAGAGCUACACAUCAGGCACGGCACAGAGUAAGUUCAUUACACAACGGGUUCCUGGCACGAAAGUGAACAACCGCUACAUUCGACUUCACGCGCCGCCGGAGGUGGUGGUACUGCUAAAGAAAUUGAAAAUCGUGUACCAAGAGGAGUUAUCGAAAGAGGGGCUAGGACGACGCCCGCGUGAGAGCUUUGAUGUGACUAUGCUCGAAAGCUUGGACUUUUGGCCAAGAUACGGCUACUACCAGGGCUUUUGUGUGGACGACUCGGUCGACGAGAAGGUGGACGCGGAGGCACACAGCCAGUCCUACGGCGCCAACAACAGCGUUGAGGACGCUUCGAUUAUGCAGUACCACGCCGCGUGCAACUCUACGGCUUCGUCAGGGGCGUACGUGAACUGCGCCGCUGCGGGAACCGAUUGUUGGGACAAGAACCCCGUGGUUGCUGCCAAUAUUCUUCCCGAUGCAUUUUUGGAUCAGUGGCGCGACGAGGCUCACUUCCAUGAUGUGACUGGACGUUAUACUACAGUUGGCGGCGCCUACCAGUACGCUAAUGGGAAGAGGUUCAACUUGGGUCGACCAUAUUUUUACUACGAGUGGGUGGACCUCGGACUUUGCGGAAGCGCAAAGUUCGGGACGACUAGUGGGGCUACCGUUACGCCGGAUACUCUGUGCAGCUCCUAUGAACGCCAGGGAUUAGCUGAUGUAAGCAAUCCUGGGUCGCCAUCCGCGUGGUUUUUGCCGCACCGAACGUGCGAUCUAUACGACAAGAACAAGGUGACAACGCAGAGUGUGAAUUGCGCAGGUGUCAGCAGCAAUUCUAAGGCGGCAGAGGUUGAAGCAUAUGCCACGGGCGCAUGUAAGAGCCGGCCUGUCAUGGCCGGUUGUACACGAGAUGGGGUUAGUUACGGCUGGCCGGGACCGACGGGGACCAGCCGGGACGCUCAUGGGUCCGCCCGUUGUUGGGGUGGUUGGAACAAGAAGAUCGAAGGGGUACGUAGGUAUCCCGGUUGGCAACGGGUUGAGCAGUAUUUCUGCACACGCCGGGUGGAGCACAAAUCUGGCUCGACUUGGAAGAAGAGCCCAGUUCUCACGAAAGUGGGCCUCUACUACGACGAAAAGAGCGCUCUCAGCUUUUGCGCGGCGUCGUCAACUACGGACGCAGCACCAAAGUCGGGUAGCAUCAUUCGUGUUCAAAACGUGACCAUGGCAGAGUGCUUCAACCUCUGCAAUUACAUGGGAGAGACGUGCUCCGGAGUGAGCGGAGCCGCAGUAGGAAUUGAGGCUCCGCUCACCUGCUCCCUGUAUUCGGCGAGCAAAACAUGCAAAGAAGUGGCUUUUGGCGGGACUCGUACAGGCGGACGGCUUCUGGUGAGCGGAACCCCCGGUGUCGCCGGUUCCGGAAGCUCGAAAACUGAUCCCGCGGAAAACUAUCGCACCUCCCAGCCGCACAUGAGCUGCUGGAAGUAUCGAAACGCGGGCGGGGCGAGCAAAAACACGGGACCCAAUGAUUUGGUGCCCGUUGUCACAUGUCCCGCGGGUUACAGGGUGCGCGAGUCAGCGAAGAACGGCUUGGAGAUGCACAUGGCAAUCGAAGCGCCCUUCGUUCAGGACUGCUGCGAGCGCGUAACAUGCUCGGCCUUCCAGUGUCCCACGGGUUUCAAGGGUGGCAAGGCUCCCAGUGCGUUGUUCUGCGCAGACGUCGCCUCCUGCACCUUUGAUGAUUGCUGCGAGGCGCCGACCUGUCGCACCGCUGCGAACGGUGGAAACUUCCAAUGCCCGUCGGGCGUGGUGGUUCCAGAGCACGACUGCAUGACUUCCUUUGCGGCCGAAACGGGAGCGCCCUUCUGCACCGAGGCGGACUGCUGCGUCGAUACGCCUUUUGAGCAUACGCCGCAGCGUGGCAUUCCCGCAGCAGAUGCAGAGAAGCUGCUCACGAAGGUGCGCACACUGGGAAGUCACAGCGUCAGCAGCGUUGUGACGCAGACCGAGGACGCGGAAUUUUUGUCGACCACGAGUGUGGGCGUAUCGCUGCGCACCUCAGAAUUUCUCAAGGCCUUCUAUGAGGCCCACGGGCUGGCGCCGGGAAGCACCUCGGCGGACGUGGACGUGGGCCGGAUCGUGGAACUACUCUCUGCAGUAGAUGCCAGCUCAAAGGAUGUGCGAGUACAAUGGGGCUUGCAGUUCUCCAGUGUACGCAAGAACGCAUUUACCGCCGCUCGCAUCAAAGCGGGAAUCGCAAGCAGUGUGGCAACACUGAGCAUGCGGCCCGCGAAUGUGCUGCAGGUGUUGUCUUCGGCCUUCGUAGUAGCUUUCAGAGAGCUCACGGGCGUGGAGAAUAUUACGCCGACCCACGUGCGGGCGGAGCCGCUCUCUGUCGACGGAGAGGAUCGCUUCUCCGUUCGCUUUACUGUUCCGUUGGUGACAAAGGAAACAGAUUUCUUGAAGAAUUUGUGGGAGGCCACAGACGGCACCCCUGCCUCCAAAGCAGGAGUCUUUGCUCGACGCUUUGCGCUAGUCCUCACGAAAAUCUUCUCUGGCACCACGGACAAAACCGAAGCCGCGAAACUCGGUGUGCGCCUAGUGGAAAGAGCGCGAGCAGCGUCCUUCGUCACUGCCGGCCUCCGUGUUGCGCCGAGCGUGGAGGCGGAAACGUUUACCUUCGUGUCAGGAUCUGGCGCGCUUGCUGUGAACGUGACGAGCAAAGUGUUCUCUGAUGAGGCGAUGCUUGGUGCAGUUGAAGCAGCUGCACGGCUGGCUCUGCAGAAGCACUACCUCUUCCCGGGCGAAAGUGCGGACAGGAGCAUGGCUGGCGACUUCGCAAUGGUCACGCGGCCCAAGCGCAUCGUCGAGUCGAAGUCGUCGGGUGUUUCGCUUCGGGCGCUUGAAGAGGAAGCCCUCUUGACGGCAUAUGACGAAAGUCAAUGCAAGAUCGAUGACCUGCUUCGCGUGGCCGAAAAGCCAAUCGGAUCGUGGGGAGACCGCGCUCGUGCGUGCGCAUCGGUGCUACAUGACUCGACAUCGCAGGGACGAGACGCCGCGGGGGUGCGCCGGCUAGUGGCUGCGCAGACCGGUGCUGUGACCAAGUACGACAUGUCGUUGGUUGUGCCGCUUUCGGAAAACAAGCUAACGACCACGCAGAUUGCGCGCGCGACGCACGCACUGCAGUCUGGCGAUGUUGUAAACGAUCUUUUGGCGCACCUCGGGGACAACUUUGGUUUCACUUUUUCAAAGGCAGAGCCCCGUGGGACCGCACUAAGCAAGGCGGCCGAGAGUCGGAGCGCGCGCACGGAGGUUGCGGCAUCCGACACUGAAGAGGUGCCAGGCGGAAUCACCUUCCUCGAGGUCAAGUUGGCAGUUGUGUCUACCACGGGUGUUUCAGCGCAAACCCUACGCGCGACACUGCUGCAGGCUGUGAACGAGCAGCUCGCGCAGAAGGCUGAGACCGCGUACGCGUCGUCUGUGCAACAAAUUUCGGUGACGCACGCAAGCCAAGUAGCGGCGCUGGGCGGAUUGCUAGAGGAUAGCUUCACAGCCGUGAUGUACCUGGAGCAAGCGAGCCCAAAGCAGGUUUCGAGUCUGCAGAGCCUUUUCAUUCCAACCAGUGCGGCAGAAGCCCGUGACGUUCAGGCACGCGCAGCAGCGGCACCCAAGGGUGAGGGCGCUGUGUCGACGCGAGACCGAGUGGCUGGUUUCUUCGCGCGCGUGGCGGAGCGCCUGGUUGAAAGUAGCCGCGGUCUCUCUGCAAGCGGCGGUAGCCCCACGGGCCGCCCCAUCGUUGUUGAGGCUGCGCGGUCAACGGCUUUCGCAAAAGAGUUGAGCCAAACGCAGGGUGUGAUCGCUGUUUCUACACCGCUCGCCUCGAGUAGGUUGCUCGCUUCAGACAAGAGUUCUGUGUGCGAUUAUUCCAGCAUGUGCGAGCAAGGCUCUUUCACAUGCGUCGAUCGCUUCGCGUCGCUGGAUGAGCUGCAGAAGAGCAUCGGGUCGACCGACGCAAGUGACCGGCACGAAACCGCCGCUGGCAAUUUCUAUGCACGUCCGCAGCGACGACGCCCGAGUCGCUGUGCUCGCAAGCCGCUUGUGGUCUCGCAAACAUUUGGCACCGAAUCACCGGCGCCUCUGGAGAAUUGUUUGGCCAUAUGCGACAAGACUCGUGGUUGCACAGGUGUGCUCCACUAUAAUGGACCAGCGACGCAGCAAGAGGACGUAGCUACCCCGACUACAAAAACCGCUCCUACAACACCCGCUGGUCCUGCCGUUCCCUUGGGCGAUCCGUCGACUGGAAUAUCGAGCCGAUCCGACUUGAUUGUUGGAACCCAAUAUGUGAUAAAACAAGUGAACGGGGAUAGCCAAGAUCCUUGUGACGAUUGCUGGUGCACCUGUCAGGAAAUGGGCUCCAACUGUUGCCACAACGAAGGGAAAGGCAUGACCUUACAAUGUCUUUCUGGUACUCCGAUAUCUAGUGCCACGAAGUUCACAUGGAAAAGCUACGCGAAUCCUGAUGACGCGAGCAUGGUUGGCCAGGGGUUCGCCUGCCCCAGGGGUGCAAGCUACCCAGAUGACGGAUUUCCGGACUACUACUUACGUUGUGUUACUACUCAUUUACAACUCAGAGGAUAACGAUAAUUACUAAUCGGAAAUACAUACCGUCUCGUGUUUGCUCGCUCCCUUAGGUUUAAGUGAUACGUGGAAAUCUUCAAAGAGUCAGUUUCUUUAUCAUUUACUUUUCAAUCGAAAACUGGCGCAUAGCGGUCUAGGAUACUGGGGAGAUCCACAUCCAGAGUUACUAUUAGAAUAGUUCAGUAUCAUUCUGUUCACUGCGUUUUCUAAACUGAAUGUCCAAAUACGGAAGCAGAGCAUAUUUUCGGCCUCCGAAGUGGAACUGGGAUGAGCGUCGGCCGGUUCCGACCGACCUCAUCGAGGCUGAGAAAGACUAUGCUGGCACACCAAUGAAAUUUUAUUGGGCGACUGCUGUGGAGUGCACGGCGCCGUGCGAUAAUAAGCAUCUUGCCCACGUGCUCUACAAAGACCCAACUGGAGCGGAUACUCACGCCGCUGUAGGAUCCUCUGUGAGAGGUGCAAGUACAGUAUAUGCUACAGGGUUUCCACAUCCUGGGACGACGGUUGACGGCCUUCCGAUCAACGGCGGAAGCGCCCAUGAGUAUAAACAUCAUAACUACGCAGGCUUUCACAUUUUCGGCACCACUGCACCGCCAACGACGACUACCACGACCACCACUACCACGGUUUCGCAAAGUUUUGACUUUACAGCCUUCGUUGGGCAGAAAGGAUCCGCUGCGAAGGCAUCUGCGGUUAAGGAAGUAGGCCGCUGCGUAUUGCAGAUGAAGAGCGAAGAAGACGUCAUGGAGGGCGCGACGCGCGGCGUGCGUGCGGCAGAGAAAACGAGCGAUGUGUGUGCCACAAGUGGCUUCACGUGCGGCUUUCGCGUGGAUGCCGAUUUGAGUGUUGCUAAUGCCUCGACGGUCGGCGACAGCAGCGUGCAUGUGCGAGAAUUGUACGAGGACGCAGCCUCAGGCCCGUUUGCAAAGCGCAUGCAGGGCCUGCUGCCAGUGAGCAAUAGUACGAAGAAGGCCCCAUUGUUCCGACAGGUCAUCCCGUCACGGGCCCGGCCGGGCGAACAGUAUUACGAGGCGGUAGGCCGAGGGCGCUGCGCGAGCCACGAACGAGGCGGUGCUUCAGCAUCGGCGAAGCAGACCUACCUCAAGCGUGUCGUCCUAAAGAACACAAAAAGCACGGAGCCACGGCUGCAGGGCUGCUUCGAUGCCUGUGACAGCGAAGCUUCUUGCGUGUCGGUCGGCUUUGAGGACGCGAGCUUUGAAGUGCAGAGCGCAAACGCAACCUCCACGUCCACAGUUGCAGCGAUCGAGUGCCGACUCUACUUGAAAGCGGCUCUUGCGAAUGACCUGCCGAGGGGUUUUGAAUUGGAGCCAACGACCGGCACUAAGGCUUAUUUUCCCCAGGGCGUCCAGUUUGCGGAUGCUACUGCGGCGGCCGCAGACAGUUUCGGUGGAUGCUAUGCCAAAAGAGGCAAUGCUGUGCAGCAGUUCCCAGACGCCGCGGGCACUGAGAGUUCGACUGCAACGACAAACGGGGUAUGGUUUGAACUCGCAAAGAACUUCUCGCAGUCGGCAGACUGUGAGAGUGAGUGCGCCGCACUGGGUGAAAGCUGCUUUGGUUUCGCUCUCGACGCGAAUACGAAUAAGUGUCUGCUGCGCACGUACAAAACCGGUAACGCCGUUGCGUGCGCAGACGGGAACGCAAAAGCAGAGUCCGUUGCCGUGUGGGGUCAGAAGCUUAGUGCAAAGGUAAUCGAAGUGCAGAAGCUGGACGGACGCGCACUGACGAAGCCUGCCGAAGAGUCUACGACAGGCGCCGCAGCGGUCUUUUCCGAGUGUUUUCAAAAGACGUUCCUUGGAAAGAACGCUACUUCGGAUCUGCGCUCCAGCUCGGGUGACGUGAUGACGCUUCGUGGCAACAACACUGCAUACGAGGUGGUGGGCCGUGGCCAGUGCGCCUUCGAGGCUGCUCUGGUCGCGGAGUGGUCCCGUUCUUGGAGCCCGAGCAAAGUGACCCGGGGAGGCAUGCGCGAGGACUUCGAAAGCUGCUAUGCACUCUGUGAUGAGACGGCGGAUUGCGCAGGAGUGACAUUCAACGAGGCGGAAACCGGUGGAGCGUCUCACAGUUGCGCGCUAGCUUUUGUGUCAGCGGCGCCCUCCGCGCCAAGUGAUUGGACUGAAGCAACAUCCGGAUUCAACGCGGGUCGGCUCCUGGCUGGCGGACACACCGGACCAGAAGUGUACCGCCCACAGGAUACCGGCAUGCGCUACUGCAUGAAGAAGCGUCAGACGACGGCAACCGAGAACGCAGAAAGCGGGGGCAUGCACGCCCGUGGCUCUGUUGGCACGUGGUUCCAGAAGCGUACCAUGGUCGACGCUCUUAGCGGCGACGCCAGCAGUUGCCUGGCACACGAGGCUGUGCUCCCUGCCACUGUCGGUAGCGGGGCCGUUGCCAGAGAUGACGGUGCGCGCAGGCUCUUGGUCCUUGGCAGUGGCGUGCGAAGGCAGCGCUGCGUCUACUACUGCGAUGUGCACACACUCUGUACUACCGCGGUGUUCCGACCGGCGGAUCAGACUUGUGCUUUGUUGCUAGACAUGACGGCGGUCCUUGGCACCAGCGCUGGUAGCUGCGCAGGCUCGUUGGCUAUGAUGCGCACGGGCCGUGGCGAGGUGUGGCAAACGCCAGACGCGGCUGCAGUGCUCUUGGAUUCUGCGUUUUUGGCUCAGUCCGGCAAGGGUAAAGCGGUUGCGCCUUUCACGCGAACGCAGGCUGACGCCGACACCGCGACCGCAGACAGCUCCUCGAUUUUCGUUGCGAUCCCUGGCGCAGACGGCGCGGCGCAGCGUGCCAUGCUAGAUGGCUCAGACUCCGUUUUCCGCUAUCUAGUCGAGCAGGCACUGGCGGACGAAGACGCGAGUGAGGAUAGCGGGCUCACGCCGUGGGUGAAGCCUUCUGUGAAGGCAUUUGACGUUCUUUCCGAGCGUGUUGGUAUUCGCUCACGCUUCGUGAUUGAACUUCGUGAGGGGGCGCUCACUGAGGCGGGUGUGCGCGAGAACGUGCGCUCUGCACUGCGGACUGCGGCAGCCGCCGGUCUCGCCGAAGUAUACCCCGAAAUCGCGGCGAGCAACAUCACCGUUGGCGUGCAAGCAGUGGCAGAGGUUCUGGAGCGCGAUGGCGCCGGGGGGCUCUCUGCCAAUGAAAGAAGUGCUGUGAACGCGACAAUCCCGGUCGACUUGGCGGUGUGCGAGAUCACGGUACCGUUGGCGGCCGAGAACCCGGUCGUGAAGCUGGGCAAGGAGAACACGAAUUCGACCAUGCAGGACGUCGCAGCGGUCGUUGAGACUCUGAGGGAGAACGUGCUUGCGGUUCUAGGUGCGCCUGAAGCAAGGGACAAAGUCACGAAGGCCGAGCAAACGGGCUCGUUGACAAUCACCAAAACAACGACGGUUGGAGUGCCGAUUGCUCGACCAGUAAAGGGAGCCGCCAAAGCAAGCAAUGGUAAGAUUAAGUUGAAGCCUGUUCGAGAGAAGCCGACUAGGAAGCCCACAACCACGACAACGACGACCACACCGCGACUGAAGAAGAUCCCGAAAAAGGAAGACGCGGGCGCCUUCUUCGGGGACGCGCUCCCGCUGCAGCUGUCUUACUCUGGUGCCCCACUGGCAGACGCCCUCUUCGCAAGCGAGGACUCCACAAACGUCGCUGAGGCCUACUACGCUUCAAUUUACGGCAUGGACGAAGGUGAUCUGGCGCUGACGCGCGAAGACAUGACCCUCGCGAAGGAGGCGGCUAACGCAGUUAGCCUCGAAAAAUCCGAUGUGAAGUACAUCCGCAGUCGCAUGCAGCUUACUGUGAGCUUCCGCGGAGCAAAGAUCGGCAGCUGGGUGAGAAACGCCCUCGCGGAUCUCUUCGCAACGUCUCUGUUCGAUGCGUUCUCGAAAGAAGAAACUGAAGAGGCCACUGGGCCAGGUACGGAGCGAAGCACCUCGCAGUCUGCGAAGGUGCUCCAGCGACAGCUUGCUGAAGCCAGGGAAUUCGCUGGAGAAGGAUCGCUCAUUGCUAGUGAGAUUGCUGUUGAGCUGGCGCCGACAGCGGACGACAUCACCGUGUCGCUCGCGCCAGGAAGUGAGGGUGCAGAGGUUCUGGAUCUGGAAUUGCUUUUCAAGGUUCGCCAGUCGGCGGCAUUUGCUGGUGCGGCUGCCUUCUUCACGACGCUGGUCUCUGCGGCGACGAGUGACCUGUCGAAUGAUGAUGCGACUAGCACAGCACCACUGGACAGUAGCUUCUUUGCGGAUCUAACAAAGGCUCUGCAAGAUUCAAAGGGCGACUACUUCCCAGUGUCGUCUGGUGGUACUUUGGAGAGCGUGGUGCCGGUAGGCGUGGCUAAGGCAGCGCCCACUGUUGCGGACAUGCGUUUGCAGUUUGCGACGGCGCUUCCCUUCCUGCCGGGCGCCGAGGGUGUGGCCCCCACUGUCGAAGAGUACCUAGCCUACACUGGCAUGUCUUUGUCGGAGUUAGAGCUUCGUGUCAGCAAGCUUGCGCAAACUGCGCUGGCUCUCAGCGUGCUGGAGGCCACUGGCAUCGUGCUGCAGCCGGAACAAAUUGCGUUGAUGCUGGUCCCGAACAGCUUGAGCCCGUUGUUGCAGCCGGUAUUCACGGUCGCACUGCCAGCGACGGAUACCAGUGUGCAGUGGUUUUUAACGCGACAGCUGGAGAAAUUUGGAACGGAGUUCGUCGACCCUGCACUCACCAAUCUAGUUGCUGGCAGCCAAGGGUUGCUUCUGAACGACACGGAUACCAGCGCAGCUGUGAUUGAAGCGGCGCUGCCUUCGGCCGAUCGCCUGAACGGCACCGCGGGCCUCCGCCGCCCCUCGUACGAGUCGGCGGACGCGGCGGCCCAGAAGGCCUGCACCAAGGUGAAGAGCUAUUUCACGCGCGCUGACUUCGACUGUGACACGUGGAGCGGAGUCGUGGAUGCUGUCGGCAGCGUUGGCAUGCACACGUACCGCGAAAGCGGACGAGAGAAGUUUGCUGGCAGUUCCGUUUCGGAACAGCCGACUGUGACGGACCUCAUGGUUGCGGCAGAUGGAACACUCUCGACCGUUGCUUUCGGCCCGAGCCGUCUGGCGCAGACGCGUCGUGGCGGUGGUGCAGGCGGUGCCAGCUUAGCCCGCGUGGUGAAGGAUCCCGCCACGGUAGCAGACAACUUGGCUGCCUCUCCGGAGUUCGAGGUCCCCACAGCUGAGCUCCCAGAAGUCCCGAACGUGCGUGAAGAUGAGGCAACUGCAACCGCGGAUAACACUACUUCAACUUCUGCAACUGCAGCGGACGUGUCUCCGAGCAAUGUCGUUGGUGCGGUCGACCGUGGACGCAAGGGAUCGCUGAAGCACGUGAUUUCAUUGGAGUUUGCGCUGGCAGUAGACCAUCGUUCGCCAGUUGGUCAUGUUGCGGUUAACGACACGAACGCGACGGUUUCCCCCGUUCAGAAGCCUAGCCUGAAGGCUUUCCUGGCCUUCUUGCAGUCAGCAGUGGAUGCGGAGAUGAAGAAAGUCCUUUUGCAUUUUGCGCUGAAAGAUUCUGCGGCGUCCGGCUUGCAGCCCAAGGCGGGCACACAGAACAUUGCGCUUCAAUUGGCAGGCCCAGCGGAUGUGGCGGCGAUUGAAGGUUUUGAGGACGGUUUCGGCGCCUUUAAAAACAGCACGGUUUCUGUAACCGCCGUUGUGGAGGUGGACACUCCAGAAGUGCUCUCGCUGGAAGACGCGAAGGCCGUGCUUCAGCAGCUCACGGAUGCGGUUUCGGACGGCAAGCAAUUUCUCGUCAGCAUCAAAGAUACUCUGACGCGCGAUUUCGGCGUGCCAGCAUUGGUCGCUUUGCCCAAACGCGACUUCGCAAAGUUUGCGGCGGCUCAAACCACGGCAGAUUACACGGAAGACGUUGCUAGUGCGUACACCGCCAAGCCCAAAAGCGUGGGAGAUGCAGCGCGGGGCCAGGAGGUCGUGGGCGCCGACAUUCGCAAUGAGCCAGCUUCAGUUUUUCUUGCGGCGAAACUGGCCUUCACGCUGUUCCGUGAGGUCGCGCCACAAAGCCGAGCCUUGGUGGAACAGGAGGACGUGACGCUACAAAAGGCGCUCACUGCUGCUUUGGUUGCGGCCAUGCGCGAAGUCGCUCUGAAAGACGUGCUGCGCUCGAGCGACGAGCUUGGCUUAACGCCGUUCGAAUUCCACGACCCCGCUGUCGUGCUCAACGCCCCGUGCAAGUUUCGCAUGAACGAAGAGGCGCGGGAAGCGUCGAUUACGAUCAAGGGCCUCUUCUCCCCGGAAGUCGUGCGGACGCUGCAGGAAUUGCUCUCCGCACCGGUGGCGGGCGAAGACGCAGAGGCGUCCAGCACCACAGCUACGCAACGCAAAGCGGUGUUAGAUCGCAUCGCGUCGGGGCUGAAGCAGGAACUGAAGUCGUUGGAUUCCGAUCUUCGCAUCGGUGAGGACCUGACCGUUGCUGCCGGGUCUUCAGCCACGCUGGUUGGGGUGUCUUCCCUUCAGCUCAGCCUGGAUUUGUCGAAGAUUCCAGGACUGAGUGUGGACGCGUCGACUAACGAGGUCAUCUUUGGCAGCGAUUCCGCCACUUCGGCCUUCAGCAAGACGCCCGCUGAAGCUGCGUUGCGGCGCGCGGUGCGAGUCGCGGUGGCGAAAGCGGUGCGUAGUGCACUCAAACUCGGGGACGCUGACCUGACUGCCGACCAUGUGGAUGUGUCCAUGGAUUCCAUACUCGGUGUUGGUGCCGCGAACGCAACAAAGUUCCGGGUCUCCAUCCCGCUUGCCGACCCUAUGACGCUUGAACGCGUUUUGGACCCCAGCGGGGUGUAUGCCGCUUCGUUCCGGCGCGUGCUUGACUCGAGUCUGAAGGAAGAAGUCAAGGCACUGCCGCCGGCAAGCAAGGCACUAGCAGCGGCUGUAGCCUCUGGGUCACAGCCACACACGCAGCUCUUUGACGACGUGGGGACGAACGAGGUGUCACCACCUGUGGCUUCCGGUUUUGCGAAGAUGCGCUUCAGUUUGCACUCGCUUGCCGCUCUCGAUUCCUCGGCCGUGGCGGCGGCCAUCAAGUCUGCGACUGCGACUGCGCUGAGUGCGACCAUGUUCUCGCAGGAGGCUGACACAGAGAAAGUGCAGCGCGCAGAGGCGAUGUACAACCUGCCAACAGGCGGGAGCGGAAUUGUGGUGCGCUUCUUCGACUCCCUUACGGGCGAAGCCGUUGUGCGGGACGUCGAGGCCUUCGCGCAGCAGUUCAAUCUGACUGGCACGAUCUCCGCGAGCUCAGCACGCUUCUUUGACUUCGAAGUUUCCGUUGCGCUACCGACGUGUGCGGUGCCGCUCGCCGAAUGCGAUCGCCCGACCCUCACUGGCCUGAAAGACAAGGUCCUGGCUGCCAUGACCGAGUCACAAACGCAGACCACGCCGUUCGCUAGCACGUUUCUGACGAAGAUGAAGGACCUAGGUGUCCCGACGCUCCAACAAGAGACGCCGCUGGCGCCGCUGUUCAACAAUGGCGGGAAAACAUCCGCUGCAAUCGCAAAGACAGGCGGCAUUCCGGAGGCCUCACAGGUGUCGAGCGCUGGAGACGGCUCGGUGGCAGAAGAUGCACCUGAGGUUGCGCCGGAGCGAGUGCCGGCGGCUACAUUCAGUGUGCCUAGCGACGAGCCGGUUGGCGGAGUGUUCCUCGAGACCGAAGGUGCGAUCCGGACGGCAGCAGCAAUCGAAGGCAGUAGCGAUGUCCUCAGCGAGACUGAAGGCGCAAGCUAUUGGGAGAAGCUGCUGUCGAAGGCUGCACAAGACGCGAGUGAGACGCUGCGCGCCAAGCUCACAGUAUUCACCUCUCAGUCUGGAGCUUCGAAGCCAAAGACCCUGGGUGGAAUCCUCAAUGUGACUCGUACGGCCCAGGACUCUUCCGUUAAAAUCAUCGGAGCGCGCGCAAAGCCAUUGAAUUCCGCCUUAGAACGCGGUGCCGACGGGAAGUUGUACCGGGAGCAACGAUUCAAGGUCAGCGUGCAUUGCGAAAACAUCUCGACAGAGCAGCAGGGCUACAUUCUGGAGCAGCUGUCUGAUCCGGAUAGCAGUUUCGGCAGGGCUUUCGGUGCGUCCGUCGAAGCAGGUACAGAGGACGAAUCCAAGUUUACUCCUGGCCUAAACGCGACAGCGAGCAAGCAGGGCUACAAAAUGAAAAAGCUAACGCAGGCACAGAAAGUUGCGACUACGGAGACCACUUUACGCGUAGUGGCACUCCCAGCCGCAGACAAGUUUGCAAGCUUCGAAGUGAAGCAAUUCCCAAUCACCCCAGUGCUGCACGAUCUGGAGUUGCCGGUCUCGAGCAAUCCUACGAACUACAUAAUUCCAGGAACGUUCGGCCUCUUUGUAAAGCUACCGCCCCUCAACACGACCAACUCGUCCACGACCCUGCGCUCACUGCUGCCCGCUUCGGCAAACAAGUGCUACAGUGCGUCUGACUGUGUGUCCGACGAGCUGAGCAGUAGCGUACUCGUGGCGGCAGAAGAGGAGCGAAAGCUCCAAGCGGCUUCGCAGAGCGUGGUGAAAGCGACAACAAACGCGGACAUGUUGGGCGGACGGAAGUGCCUCAGUGGUGAGUACUAUUCUAGUCUGAAUGGUUACAACGCUGACGAGGAUCGCACUGUGGUUCUGCAGGUUGCUUAUCCGACGGUUGCGGCUCUCAAUGUGAGCAGCGAAAAGCAAGUGCUGAUGGUGCUUGGUAAUGAGUUCUGGCGCAUGACGCUCGAGGCCGUCGAGGUGGGCUUCGUAACGGAUACUAACCUCAUCUCGGGUGCGAGCGUCGAGUUGGCGUCCGAUCAGUGGUUGGCGUCGCGGUAUUCUGCGGAUGCGAACACUGCGACUGCGAGCUACGAGUUGCGGGGACAGAACGCCAAGAGAGCCUCUGACCCGUACGUAAGCCUUGACAUCGGAACGACCGUGCGCGAUGACAUUCCGGUCGUGAGUCUUCGCAGCUCCUACACCGUGGGCACUCCGGAAAACCGUGUCUUAUUUGGCACUGCCGGUUCGGCGGGAGGUUUUGGUGCUGACUUUGAGGGUUGCAUACUCAGUGCAAAGAUCUUUACGGAGACGCGCAACCCGUUCCUACGAGUUCCACCGGGAAAACGCAGCGCGUACUACUCGCAACAGAAGACGGCCUUGGCCGCCUUCGAUGCGAACGCGAAGGCGUCGAAAGCCGACGCGCAGAAGAUCUAUCGCGGGGACCUGCAAAAACUGCUGGACGACCAUUACUACGGAUAUUCGAAACCGCAGCUCUGGGAUGGCUCGGACGCAUGGAGCCAGGACCGCGCAUGGAAGAAGUGCCGCAGCAGCCCUCGCAUGGGUCGCAGUGGCUUUACACUUCUGCAGCAGAGCCAGGGUGCUGGAGGAGAUUCGAAGCUCAAAGUGACUUUGGCUUCUUCGUCCAC
Molecule: messenger RNA, 24719 nt
Organism: Amoebophrya sp. A25
Lineage: Eukaryota; Dinophyceae; Syndiniales; Amoebophryaceae
Source: the annotation of a GenBank genome assembly